Molecule: messenger RNA, 1987 nt
Organism: Cryptococcus deneoformans JEC21
Lineage: Eukaryota; Fungi; Basidiomycota; Tremellomycetes; Tremellales; Cryptococcaceae
Exons: 8
Coding region: 290-1795 (501 amino acids)
Biological process (GO): transmembrane transport
Cellular component (GO): membrane
Molecular function (GO): transmembrane transporter activity
Source: RefSeq, a predicted model, not a curated record
UUUUGGUCUUCACCAGAUCAUAUCGCAGUUGUGACCUUCAUCGAUAUUGUUGCUGUAGCAUAGAGCCUUUAGCAUUGAGCCUUUGGUCGCCAACCCUUUGGCCAGACGCAGCGAUUAUCACACUUCCCCACCAGGUGAACAGCCCUGAUAGACUAAUCGUCGCGUAUUCAUUUGCUAUCAUGCCUUUCGCCUUUCCCAACGCCACCGAUCAAACUACCUUAUAAUCCGCUCACUGAAACGGCUGCCAACAGCUUUCCCACCAAGCAUCCCAACUUCAAGCAAAUCCAAGAUGUUCGACCAUCAACAAAUGACAGAAGAAGAGAUCGCCCUUGAGCGCAAGGUCGUCAGAAAAGUUGACGCGAUUCUUUUGCCUAUCAUGCUCGUUAGCUACGGCUUACAAUACUAUGACAAAAGCGUAUUAGGAACAGCCGCUGUGUAUGGAAUAAUAAAGGAUUUGGAUCUCCAAACAACCGUCAACGGUGUGGUAUCUACCACUAGAUAUAGUACAGCCACAGCUGCAUUUUAUUAUGGUUACAUCGUUGGUGUCCUUCCUAUCGCCUUUCUCUUCACUCGUCUGCCUCUGGCAAAGGCUACCGCCUUCUUCGUCAUCAUUUGGGGUCUGGUCUGCAUUCUUACAGUCGUCUGCACAAACUAUCCAGGAUUCACCGCGCAGCGAGUGCUACUGGGUAUCUGCGAAUCGGCUGUCUCUCCUGCUUUUGUUGCUAUUUGCGCGUUGUGGUGGAAGCCUCAAGAACAGGCGAAGAGAAUCGGGGUUUUCUACUCUGCGACAGGAGUAUUUUCAAUGUUCUCCUCUCUAGUGAACAUUGGUUUGGGAAAAACUGGUGGUACUCACCCUUGGAAAUCCAUGUAUUAUUUCGUCGGAGCUCUUACAAUUUUCUGGGGCUUUGUCAUUCUCCUGAUUCUACCCGAUCACCCUCUUCGUCCUGGGCGAUGGUUCACCGCGGAAGAGCGUACCGUCCUUGCUCGCCGCUUUGCUCAGAAUCAAGCCGGAGCUAGUCAACAGCCCAUCAAGCCCUACCAGAUCCUUGAAGCCGUCUCCGAUAUCAAGACGUGGCUGUACCUCCUUAUGGCCGCUUCUAUCUAUAUCUGCAAUGGUUCCGUCACCGCCUUUGGCGCAAAGAUCAUCACUGGAUUAGGCUACACCAGUUUGCAGGCGACAGCGUUGUUGGUACCUGGUGGAGCGAUGACUGUGAUCACCAUUGCCAUUUUCAGUUAUCUUGCCGACAAAUAUACCAAUAUCAGAACUUUGCUGUUGCCCAUUAGCUGUAUCCCUGUCGUCGUUGGUGCAAUCGUCAUCUGGACCGCCCCUUGGAAGCCAACAGCAGGCCCCCUUAUUGGCUACUACUUGGUUGCCAGCUUCGGUGCCCCUUACGUCCUUCUCCUCACUCUCGCUUCCUCUAACACAGCUGGCGCGACCAAAAAAGCUGUCACUACAGGCUUCAUCUUCAUUGGCUACAACGCCGGUAACAUUGCCUCUGCUUACCUUGUUUUCGCCAAGGAGGCUACCAUCAAGUACCGCUCGACAUGGAUCUCUGUGAUUGUCGGGAUGGCGUUUGCUUCGGCGGCGAGUUUGGUGUUGAGGUGGUUGUAUGUGAGAGAGAAUAAGAAGAGGGAUAAGGAAGAGUUGGCAGGGAAGCAGAGUGAGUUAUCGACGGAACCGGAUGAAGAGAAAGGUGCUCCAAAGGGAUCAGUCGACUCGCUUGAUGGUCUUGCCACACUGUUAGUAUCAGACAGGUCAGACAAGAAGACACCUGGUUUCCGUUAUACUCUUUGAUUGUGGUUGGACUUGCUUGAUUCAGAAUCUAUGAUUUUAUUUGUUUUUCCUUCAGUUUGGGUUCCUUUGUCAGACUAUGUAUAAUUUACGCGAACCCAGCGAUGGUUUGUAGGGCCAGCAAACUGCAAUUAACAUGGUGGUGAUAGCAAAGUAGGUAUGAACCCAAGGAGUUAAGCUACAUGCAUUGAAUAA